Sabethes cyaneus is the source of this 342-nucleotide messenger RNA. Its product is annotated as cuticle protein 19-like. The transcript is spliced from 2 exons. The record is from RefSeq and is a predicted model, not a curated record. Bases 1 to 342 code for a protein of 113 amino acids. Gene Ontology annotation, cellular component: extracellular matrix. Lineage: Eukaryota; Metazoa; Arthropoda; Insecta; Diptera; Culicidae.
AUGUUCAAGUGUAUUGUUCUAGUGGCUGCCCUGUUUGCUGUCGGAUUCGCCCAAUUUUAUGAGGACGGAAGUGAAUCUGGACUCGGAGGUUACGGAGGAAGUUACGGUGGUGAUAACAAGGAUGAUUACUACACCUAUCCUAAGUACAAGUACGAGUACGGUGUAAAGGAUCAUCACACUGGAGAUCAUAAAAGUCAGUGGGAGACUCGAGACGGCGAUGUUGUCAAAGGUGGAUACACUCUGCUCGAAGCCGAUGGUACUGAACGUAUAGUUGAGUACACAUCGGAUAAGAUCAAUGGUUUCCAGGCUUAUGUGAAAUCGGUGGGCCAUGCUCAUCACUGA